This is a messenger RNA of Onychostruthus taczanowskii (white-rumped snowfinch), 2918 nucleotides long. Its product is annotated as E3 ubiquitin-protein ligase TRIM7-like. The record is from RefSeq and is a predicted model, not a curated record. Gene Ontology annotation, molecular function: protein binding; zinc ion binding. The transcript is spliced from 8 exons. NCBI's taxonomy places the organism in Eukaryota, Metazoa, Chordata, Aves, Passeriformes, Passeridae. Bases 12 to 1514 code for a protein of 500 amino acids.
GCGUCGCGGCCAUGGCUGAGGAGGUGCUGGCUCUGCGCGAGCAGCUGGUGGCCGAGGCCACCUGCCCGCUGUGCCUGGAUUUGUUCGAGCAGCCCGUGCUCACGGCGUGCGGGCACAGCUUCUGCGGGCAGUGCCUGGCGGGCGUGCUGGGGAACCCCCCGCGCCCCGCCGCCUGCCCGCAGUGCCGCGCCCCGGUGGAGCCGGGCUCGCUGCGCCCCAUCCGCUCCCUGGGUAACGUGGCCGGGCUGGCCCGGUCCCUGGAGGAGGUGGCGGCGCGGCCGCGGUGUCCCCAGCACGGCAAGCCCCUGGCGCAGUUCUGCGAGCCCUGCGCCGCCCUGCUCUGCGCGCUCUGCCGGUACGAGCCCGAGCACCGGCGGCACCGUGUCCGCCCCGCCGAAGAGGCCGCCCGGGAGCUGCGGGAGACACUCCAGAGCAACCUGCUUUCUCUACAAGAACAGAAGGAAAACUUGAAGUGCAGAGGAGACCAGAAAAGUGAAGACCUGCAGGAGACACUCCAGAGCAACCUGCUUUCUCUACAAGAACAGAAGGAAAACUUGAAGUGCAGAGGAGACCAGAAAAGUGAAGACCUGCAGACGGCGGUGAUGUGGGAGCUGCAGCGUGUGCCCGAGACCUUUGAGGAGCUGCAGCGCUGCAUGGAGGAGAAGAAGAAGGUGCUGCUGGCCCAGCUGGAGCAGAAUUUCCAGGAGCUGGUCAAUAAGAGCGAGGAAUACACGUCCAGAGUUUUGGAGAGGCAGUCGCUGCUGGACACGGUGAUUGCGCAGAUCCAGGAGAAGCGGGACCAGCCGGCGGUCGAGUUCCUCACGGAUGCUGGCAGAAUCCUGAGCAGCUGUGAGGCAGCCAAGGCCCCGAUCCCAGAGCCGGUUUCCCCAGAGCUGCAGAGGAGCAUCGAGAGCCUCUCUGAGAAGAUCCAGUGGGUCGUGGACAUGGUGGAUAGAUUCAAAGUGAGCCUGCAGAGAGAGAUAGACUGGGGCGUAAGGGAGCAGGUGAGGCUGGACCCAGAGACGGCGAAUCCUUGCCUGAUCCUCUCAGACGACUGCAAGAUGGUCAGGUUCAAAACUGGAAAACAAAACCUCCCUGACACCUCCAAGAGGUUCACGGGCAGCCUCAGUGUCUUGGGCUCCCAGGGGUUCACGUCUGGGAGGCAUUACUGGGAGGUGGAGGUCGGGGAAGAGGGCUGCUGGGCCCUGGGUGUGGCCAUGGAGUCUGUGCCAAGGAAGGAGUCUCUCGACCUGCACAAAUUUGAGAAUGUCUGGGCCCUGCAACUGGACUGGAGGGGCCAGUACAUAGCGGUCUGCACGACCCCUGACGUGCUGGCACUCAGGGAAAAACUCCAGAGGAUCAGGGUCUGCCUGGACUAUGAAGCGGGCCAAGUGACCUUCUACAACACAGAGGACAUGUUGCAGAUCUUGCAGUUGGAGGCCACCUUCACUGAGAAAGUCUUCCCAUAUUUUUGGGUCUAUUCAGAAAAAACCCAGAUCCAGGUGUGUGACUGACAGGGUGGGAUGGCUGCCGGGCCCCUGCCCGUGCCCUUGGCUGGCUGAGCAGGGAGGAGCUGUGCCAAUGACACGGCAUCACACUGCAGCCCCACUGCAGCUCUGCCUGGGCUGGAUCCUCUGCAAUUCUCUCCAUCUCCUCCCGCUAAGUCCUUUGGAGCACUGAAGAAGUGCUGUUCUGCCUGGGGAUGCCAUCAUGCUGGUGUCCUGGCUGGAUGCCAUGGUGAUGGUGUCCUACCUCUCCCUGUGGGCACUGAGGCCACAGAAUAAUCGGGAAGGAGGAGGGAAGAGGCUGUGAUUGUUCAUGCCAGCCUUGUCAGCACUGCAGGGCUGGUGGCGGCUGGGCUGGGCUGGGCUGGGCUGGGCUGGGCUGGGCUGGAGGGUGCAGCCACCCCACACUCAGGAAGCCAGGCUGGAGCCACGAGCUGAUAAUGAUGCCUUGAGUUUUUGCCUUCAUAUUUUUUGGAUUCUGUGCUGCUUUGGUCUGUAGUUCUGAGCUUCAUGUUAAGCGUUAGCAAGUUCUCUUCACAGGGUAGGUAGACAAAACAAUCCUUUUCUAGCUUGAGACCAAGGAUACAAAGUCCAGGCCCAAAAAGUAAAAACAACAGUGAACUGAAGAGAGAGAAACAAAGAGGAUGGAACUUCAUAACCUAAAGCUGUAAUUGGACAAUUAAAUCAAAUAUGUGAGUGGACCAAUACUUAUAAGUGAGAGUCUUUGUGAGCGCUUGUUCAUUUUGUGCCUACUUUGGGCCCAUCUUGGGUGUAGCCCUGGCCAUGAUGUAGCCAUUGAGGCAUUGUACUAAAUACUUGCUUUAUUCUUUAACUCUUUCUAGCCCCUGUUCUAGGUCAACCUUCAUAAGUCCUCAGUUCUGGCACCCCAGAUGGGAGAGAACUCACAAUCCCUGCCUUAGGAAGCCAAUGCCUUAUCCAUUAGUGGUGAUAACUGCUCAAAAAGUUUGUAAAAAGGAAAAUGUUCAGGAAGCGAUAGCAGGAGUGAGGGCACCUGGAAGAGCAGCGGGAGCUGGGGCGAUCUCUGAGAUGUGGCGUGCUCAAGGAAGGAGCAAACACCUCCCCGUGUAAUCCAGCAGCAUCGUGUGAGUGGCAGGGCCCAGGCAGAGCAACGCGGGCUGUGGGUCGUGUCCUGGAGAUGCCAAAGUGAUCAGCUGGACACGGCAGUUUCUGGAACCACCAGAGACAUGGCAGAGGAUUUGCCAGGGGCUGGACAGCGAGAUCUGCCAACCCUGAGCUGAGGAGAAGCUGCGUGUCCUGAGGAGUUUAUGUGGAGCACAAGUGGGGGACUGGCAAGUCUCCCUUCUCCUGCUCGUCUCUCCGUGAACCUCCAUCCUGGUGUCGCAGGGAUGUGCACUGCCUUAUUUCCCCAGCUGCUCAUUAAACGCCUCGUAA